AUGCCUCAAGAUACAUCUCGGCUGGCAGGAUAUAAGCGCAUUAUACUUUGUGCUGACGGGACAUGGCUGGCAUCCGACCUGGGAGACGCAUCUGUGCCGUCGAACGUCGCGAGGAUCGCUCGCGCUAUCGCCACGAGUGGCCCGGACUCCCAAGGCGAGAUUGUCCAGCAGAUUGUCUCGUAUCAUUCCGGACUAGGAGCUGGGGAGCUCCCGUUCCAGAAAGCGAUAUAUGGCGGCAUCGGCUGGGGACUGGACAAUGAUGUGUGUCAGAUCUACGAGUUCAUCUCCAACAACUACGUCAAAGGCGACGAGCUUUUCUUUUUUGGCUUCUCCCGUGGCGCGUUCACCGUCCGCUCGGUCGCUGGCCUGGUUUCUGACAUAGGGGUACUCUCAUCCCAGCAUAUGUCGCAUUUCGCCGAGAUGUGGAAGUCGUAUCGGGAAAACACAGGUGGAGAGUCCUUCCGGAAGACCGCGUGGUAUCAGCAGAAUCGGGACAAGUUACGCUUAGCGGAUGAUGUGCGUAUUAAGGUGGUGGGCGUUUGGGAUACGGUUGGCGCUCUGGGAAUCCCUGACUGGCCACUGGUCAAUUUGGCGUCAAAAGUGGGCAUCAAUGUUGACAAAAAGUACGCUUUUCACAACACGAAGGUGUCAAAAAAUGUAGACUAUGCCUUUCAAGCUCUCGCUAUCGACGAGAGACGACUCACCUUCCCACCGACCCUUUGGCAUCAAACCCAGGAUGCGCCGGCCAAGGAUCUACAGCAAUGCUGGUUUCCCGGCAUCCACAGAAACAUCGGGGGUGGAGCUCCAGAUCCGGAAAUCGAAGAUAUUACAUUUGCAUGGAUGGUGGACAAUCUGUCUGGAAUGCUGACUUUUGAAGGGGCUGCAAUCGAGCAACUUAUCCAGCGACACCAGGGCACGCGGGCCGAACGCAGCGCCCCAAGCAAGGUUGAUGACGAUUGGGGUUGCGGGCCUAUCGAGUCCAAUUUUGCGGGCCUACAAGGGUCCCUCUAUUGGGCAGUGGGUAAACAGGACCGCACUCCGGGCAACUAUCCACAGGUCCCAGGCGAUACAAGCGCUCGCACCACGAACGAGUCCUUCCAUCCGAUCGCCCGGAUCCGCAAGACUAGACUCUCUCCCCACUACUCUCCAGCGGCGCUCGCUGGAUACGUGGUCGAGGAAGCCGGUGAUGAUGGUGGCGACCGGACCGGCUGGCAAUGGACCAAAAAGGGGAUUGUACCGGCGGUGCCAGAGUACGUCCUGCGCCCGGAUAAGAAGAUGAGUGUGAUGCAUAAUUUGGAUUAUGGUACUCGAUCCAGCUUAUCCAGAACUCUGUGUCCAAAGAGUCUGCUGGCAGAUCUCGAUCGGCAUAACGGCAUACCUAUGCCUGCUAGUGAGACGACUGCCACGUAA
Molecule: messenger RNA, 1410 nt
Organism: Penicillium riverlandense
Lineage: Eukaryota; Fungi; Ascomycota; Eurotiomycetes; Eurotiales; Aspergillaceae
Product: T6SS phospholipase effector Tle1-like catalytic domain-containing protein
Exons: 5
Coding region: 1-1410 (469 amino acids)
Source: RefSeq, a predicted model, not a curated record